UCUCUCUCUCUCUGAUCUAUCCAUCAUCCAUCCAUCCAUCUAUCUAUCAUCUAUUGAUCAUCUACCUGCCUACCUAUCUGUUGCCAAAAAUGUACAUCCUGGCAAAGGGAUCUAUCUGUCUUAUCAUCUCUCUGGUGCCAGAACCAACAACCACCCCUACAAUGCCAGAGCCCUGAGCCAGGGCAGUUAAAGUGGUCUCAAACUGGGUUAUUCCUGCCGUGAGGACGCAGCCCAAAGCUCUUCCAAAAGUGGGAGAGAGUCGUGGAAACUCAGGCGUCCCAAACAUUUUCUGGUGCCAUCCCAAAUGGGUCGUUCCUGGGAUGCCAGUGCCUUGAUCCAGGGCAGUUCCAGGGGUCUCAAAGUGGGUUAUUUGUGACACAAAAAGGGUCGCUUUCUCUCAGGUAAAAGAGGGGCUGAGGAGAUGGCUGCCUGACUGGACCAAACCCCACAUCGGUUUGUUUGUUUGUGUGCGCAAGUAUGAGUGGACUUCUCUGAUGGUGCAAGGAAAGAGUGCUCUGUCGGUAGUUACAGCCAUAAUAAUAAUAAUAAUAAUAAUAAUAAUAAUAAUAAUAAUAAUGAUAGAAGAUGGUGGUUAUCAAGGUGGCACUCUGGAAGGAGGGAGCACAAAUAGGGUGCAAAGGCCAGGUAAGGACUGGGAAAUGGGGGGCAUUUUGCGCCUCCACCUGUUGCCUCACGUUCCUGGAAAGGAAACAGGUGGGACGUUCCUCACCAAAAGGCUACUCCAAGUGGGACCCUCCAUGACCAACAGAGCCUUCAGGACAAGUAGCUACUGAGGGAAGAAGCCACGUCAUGCACCAAGGUGGGUACCUCACCUUCGCCCUCUCCAGCCUUUCCUGGCUGCUAAGGAUUUCAGAGGCUUUCUCUCUCCCUCUGUCUUUUUCUUUCUUUCUCUCUUUUGCAGGGAAUUGUUCGCUGCCAGGCGUGCUUCUCCUCCCGUGGCACCCAGGGCACAACCAGAGCCAUGCCGCGGUGGUGGGCCGAGGGCAGGCCCUGCGCUUGGAGAGCUCCGCCACUUUCCAUUCCUUGUUGGUCCAGGAAGGAGGGAUUGUUGCCUUUGCAGAUGAUCCUGAACAGCCCAUCACCUUAAGAGCUCAGAGCAUCCUCUUGGAGGAUGGUGGCGCACUAUACGUGGGGACUGCACAUUGCCCUUACCAUUCAAAGGCAACCAUCUCUCUCUAUGGGAAAUCCACGGAAGGAGCUGAUGUGGAAGGCUAUGGCCAGAAAUUCCUGGGUGUGGGAAGAGGUGGCAUUCUGGAGUUGCAUGGCAAGAAGCCUCGGCCCUGGACACUUCUGGCGAAAACGUUGUACCCGGGUGGGCUUCAGUACGGCCGCUACCUCUCUGAAAAGCGUUGGAGUAGCCGUGGCCUCAAUGUCCGGAUCAUUGAUGCAGGCACAGCCCAAGUGGUGGCUGCUGAUCGCUUCGACACGCACCUUCUUGUGGAUGAAAGCCGGCGCUUAAGGGAAUUCCUUGCCCAUCAGUCACCAGGACACCUGAUAGCCAUCGCAGUGGGAGAUUCUGCUGCAAAGAGUCUAACCCUGGAAAUGAGAUUCUUCCUCAAGAACCUGCUUCAUAGUGAACUAAUUCUCCAUCUGCAAUACAGACAGCCUUGGGCUCUGGUCGGGAUCCUUGGAGGUGAUGCAUCUUCCACCAUAGAAAAUGCAGAGCAGCCUCCAGGGAAUGGAACAGCAAGAUUGGCAAUAGCAGCAAAAGACAUGGAGACAUAUGAUGGCAUUGGCUUUAGAAUAACUGCCUACAGUGGAUGGAUCAAAGGAGUUCCUCAUCAUGGAUUUAAAGUUGAAGUUCUGGGUGGUGUAAUUUUACAUCUAGUGGAUGAAGUGACAAGUUGGCAACCUGGAGAUGAGAUUGUCAUUGCCAGCACUGACUACUCCAUGCACCAAGCUGAAGAAUUUCGCCUGCUGCCUUGCCCUGAAUGUCAGAAGAACCAAAUGAAGAUUGACGGAAUUCCACUUUACCUCCAUAUGGGUGAGAUUGUCGACGGUGUAGACAUGAGAGCGGAAGUUGGCCUUUUGACACGAAACAUCCUUAUACAAGGGGAAAUGGAGGAUUCCUGUUACGGACUAAACCACUGCCAGUUUUUUAGCUUUGAUACAUUUGGAGGACAGAUUAAAAUCCAAAGGAAUUUUACCUCUGUCCACAUGGCAGGAGUGGAGUUGAAAAACAUGGGCCAGCAAAUACUGGGCAGCUAUCCAGUGCAUUUCCAUCUGGCAGGAGAUGUGGAUGAGAGAGGAGGCUACGACCCGCCAUCCUAUCUUGACAACCUGGCUAUCCAUCACUGCUUCUCCAGGUGUGUUGCCAUCCAUGGAACCAAUGGCCUUCUGGUCAAAGAUACCAUUGGCUAUGACACCCUGGGGCACUGUUUCUUCCUUGAAGAUGGGACAGAGCAGCGGAACGUGUUCCAUCACAACCUGGGGUUGCUUACCAAGGCUGGCACAAUCUUACCAACAGAUCGUGAUGAAGCCAUGUGCCUUGCCAUGCGUGAUAAUGUCUAUGGAGACUAUGUUCCAGUACCAAGCAAGGAUUGCAUGUUGCCCCACCAUGAAGUUAUGAGAAACUGCUUUAUAUUGAGGGCUGUCAGUUCAUUCUGGAUUGCUAACCCAAAUAACCAUCUGAUAGACAAUUCAGCGGCUGGUGCACAGCAUGUCGGAAUAUGGUAUAUCUUCCACUGGGUUCCCACCGGAGCGUCGGAGGGACAGUAUCCAGCAGGGCAGUCUGAACUGACCCCCUUGGGAAGAUUUUACAACAACAGAGCCCAUUCCAACUUUAAGGCUGGCUUGUUUAUUGGGAAAGGAGUCAAGACAACGAAAGCUAGUGCUGAAAAUCCCCGAGAAUAUCUGACGGUGGAUAAUGCCAGGUUCCGUCCUCACCAGGAUGCUGACCCCAAAAAGCCUCGGGUUCCUGCUGUGAUUGAUGGCCUGGUUGCUUUCAAAAAUAAUGACCAUGGAGCCUGGGCAAGAGGAGGAGAGGUCAUCUUCCAGCACUGUGGCUUUGCUGACAAUGGGAUUGGACUAACUCUGGCUAGUGAUGGAACUUUCCCCAUAGAUGAAGGCUGCAGCUUAGAAGUGUCUCACUCUGUCUUUGUUGGUGAAAGCAGCAACGUUGGAUCCCAGGGAGGACAAAACAGCUACUGGGGGAGAGGAGCCACUGGAGAAUAUAGAACACUGCCCCGAAACAAGACCUUUCCAAUCCGUGGCUUCCAGAUAUAUGACGGUCCUGUCAGGUUGACAAAAAGUACAUUUAGGAAAUUCACUCCCACUGCUGACAGACACACAAGCGCACUUGGCUUCUUCAUGAAGAAUGCCUGGCAAAUAAGUCCUCAGAACAACGUCUCACUGAUCAGAAUGGAGAAAAGUGUUGGCCUCAAGGUGUUCCUGGGCAAGCGAGGCCAGUGGUUUGGAGAUAACAAUAAUGAUGGUGACAAAGUCUCCAUUUUCCAUGAUUUGGAUGGUUCUGUGACAGGCUAUCUGGACAGCUUUGUGGGCAGGGCAGACAACUAUUUGAUUCGUCACCCAGGCUGCCUAAUUGUUCCAAGGUGGAAUGGGAUGAUAUGCACUGAGAAAUAUGCACAGCUCUAUAUUCAAGCCUGGCGUCCUGAGAAUUUGACCUUAUCCAUUGCCAGAGCUGCAUAUGAUUCCCACCCUCUGAGGCUACAGGGAGUAAACAGAGGGGUAUCAUACCAACAAUACCAGCCUGUGGUGAUGCUGGAGCAAGCCUAUAUUGUCCAGUGGGAUGGCAGAGCACCAGAGGAGGUCAUCCUUUAUCCAGUCAACUUCAAUAGGGGAGACUGGAUUGACGUUGCCUUGUGCUACCCAAAGGGUACCGUGUUCACUGUUGUGGGAGACAUUUAUCAUCAACAGACAGGGAAGGCGCACAGUGUGAAGCACUACAUGGCGGCUUCUUCCCAUCUAAGCAUGUUGAACGGGACUGAUGAUGAACGGCUCUUUUAUUUUGACAAUGCAUCUGGGUAUCUCCUUGUCCACCUUCAAGCUCGUGAAUUUCGGAAGGGACACAGCUACUGCUCUCAACAUGGCUGUGAACGUCUUAAAAUAAUGGCCUCUAUGUCCUCUAGCCUUCCUGGGAGCUGUGCUCCAAAUCCCUUUUUGGAGAUAGAUUUCUGGAAGAAAGCUUCACAGCCGAUGAGGAUUUUGCAGCGGGCUCAGCCUUGCAGUCAGUGUGGUUCUUCUUGGGUUGCGAUCACUAGUACACCAUCAGUUGAAUAUAUUCGUAUUCAGAUUCAGUCUGCCAAGAGGGGAGAUGUGGAAAACUAUUCAAAGUUGGCUUUUAUUAAGAUCAAUGAUGAAGUCUUCUUAUUCCACAACCGGGGGAUGCUUUUUGUGGUUCUAGAUGCCUGCUCUGGCACAGUUGUGAGUCGGCAGCACUUUGAUACAGCCAUCGCUGCAAAGGCUGCCCGCACAGUUAUCAAUUAUGUUGAAAUGUCUAUAAAAGAAAGAUCAAUUGUUCUUGUUUGUACUAGAGACACCACAGAUGUAAUGGCAGCCUACGAGAUGCCCAUAUUUACAAAGUUAGGUUCUGCAAAGCCUGUUGUCUUCCACAAAAAAGGCAGUUUUGCUAUGCUUGGAUAUAAUGGAAACCCCAGACCCUCUUGGAUUAAAAUCCAUAGCCAAACCACUCAUCAGAAAUCUGCUUCCCUCCAAUAUUAUGUACCUCUGAGGUUGAGGGAAUAUGGAUGCUCAGCUGAUGUGACAAAACUUUAAGACUGUGUUAAACUAAGGGAGGACAUUAUUCCACACAGCCUGGCAAACCUGUGCAACUGGAUCUGCUGUGUCCAUUGCCUUACUUGCGGAAAGGGAGCAUAUCUCCAACAUUCUUGUUUAUAUAAGGAAACUGCAAUUGUACAGUAACUUCGUUUUACAAUGAAUAAAAUAUAUUCUGAU
Molecule: messenger RNA, 4935 nt
Organism: Sceloporus undulatus (fence lizard)
Lineage: Eukaryota; Metazoa; Chordata; Lepidosauria; Squamata; Phrynosomatidae
Product: cell surface hyaluronidase-like
Exons: 23
Coding region: 811-4755 (1314 amino acids)
Source: RefSeq, a predicted model, not a curated record